GGAUUUACAAAACUAUUUUGUCCCGUGUUUUGUUUGUAUGAAAUAAUCUAGCAGGCAAGAGCCAGCAAGCAAAAUGUUAGCUAGCAUGUUAGCUCAUAGCUAGCUACUAGCCUUGUUUGUGGUUAGCUGGGAUGUCAAACUGUUGUUGCUGCCUGUCGCAGUGUUUUGCCUCCAUAUGAACAACUUGAAUGACCCCCCCAGAUGGAACAUCCAACCAGACCACAGAGGAAGGGGGGCGGGGGCGGGGGCCGGUGAUGGCAACCAAUGGAACUACGCCCUGCUGGUCCCUAUGCUGGGACUUGCUGCAUUCCGUUGGAUCUGGACCAGGGAGUCUCAGAGGGAGAUCCAGAAGGUCAGAGCCCAGUAUGACAAAGACGUGUCCACAAUAAAAAGCGAGAUGGAGGCAACGUACCGGGAGACACUGACAGAGAGGCGCAGGGCAGUAGCUACGCUAGAGCUGGAGCUGGAGAAGGAGCGACAGAGGGUCAAAGGUUACAAGCAGGCCCUGGUCUCACAGAGCCAUCAGCUGAUGGAAGAACGGAAACAGUUACAUCAGGAGCGUGAGGUCUUGGAGGAAGAGAAGCAAAGGCUGGUCAAGUCCGGCGCCGCAGGGGCGGUGCUGCAUCACGCCCUGGAACGAGAGAACAACUGGUACCAGCGAGCCACGGCCACUCUGAAGGAGCUAGAGGGUCAGCUUGUGGAGCGCCAGAAUGCCUACUGUUCCCUCGUCCAACCACGAGACCAGCGACUGGAGAUGGAGAAGAACAUGCUGCUAAAGGUCGUCAAAAACCCCAUCGGUGCGGAACUGGAUCUAGAGUCCGAUCUGAAAGAUAUUUUUAAGAGAGAUAAGCACUGUGCGGACCUGCUAAACAUGGACAAGAGGAAGAAUGGAAGCCUCAUGUGGGUGUACCUCAAGUACUGGCAGCUGCAGGUCACAGUCCAGAAACACAAGAGAGCUGAAGAAGCCAUAUUAGGAGAGAAAAUCCAGUCUCACGCAAAGUGACAAACACAAGCUCGUGUUUUUCCACUUGACUUUGAAGAAAGUUGAAAGUAUGUGGCUCAGGAAUGGAAAAUGCAUGUAUUAUUUUGUAUGAUUAUCUUUACUUGAUAGGGAUGUUAUGGAAGCACACAGGAGGUAAGGCCAACAAGAUAAUGUUCCACAUCUGAAAGUUCCUCCCUUGAUCUCAGAGUUGAAAAAAUAAAGGGGCAUUUUGUCAAGUUUUAAGCUUGCUUAAAUACAAUACGGUAUUACCUAGGGCUGCUCCCUCUUAGUCAACUAGUCAACUAAUCGGUUGUUUUGGUCUUAGUCAACUUAG
Molecule: messenger RNA, 1316 nt
Organism: Perca flavescens (yellow perch)
Lineage: Eukaryota; Metazoa; Chordata; Actinopteri; Perciformes; Percidae
Product: coiled-coil domain-containing protein 127
Exons: 4
Coding region: 176-1003 (275 amino acids)
Source: RefSeq, a predicted model, not a curated record